Solea solea (common sole) is the source of this 3659-nucleotide messenger RNA. It is a transcript of the gene perm1b, whose product is annotated as PPARGC1 and ESRR induced regulator, muscle 1. Gene Ontology annotation, cellular component: nucleus; cytoplasm. Gene Ontology annotation, biological process: response to muscle activity; regulation of DNA-templated transcription. The record is from RefSeq and is a predicted model, not a curated record. Lineage: Eukaryota; Metazoa; Chordata; Actinopteri; Pleuronectiformes; Soleidae. The transcript is spliced from 4 exons. The coding region runs from base 450 to 3302 and encodes 950 amino acids.
CCUCUGAUGAAUGAAUGAAUGGAAGGGUAUUUUUGGUCGCUGAAAUGUCACACCUCUGCUCACGCAGUGACGGACGUUUGCAGCAGCAGAUCCAUGUGACUGCUAACACUAUUAAUAACAGCUGACCACCAGGGCCCCAGUCUGACAUACACAACACAAGGACAGAAGCACACACCAGAGCCCCAAAUGUUCCUGCAGGGAGAAAACACUGGCACCUUCCAAGAGGACGUCUUGUCCCUCUGCGACAGGUAGGUCGCCGUUUGCUGAACAUGAACACAUUUAAACACUAACAGAUUUGAAGUCACUUCAACAAAGCAGAAUAACCUUCAAUGACACCGAGUGAGAGCAGCUGGAAGAAUUUGAUAACAACGUCCUCUGAGUGACCCUAAUGACUGCACGACGGAAUGAGUGAUUUAUAUUGAAGAGUUUGUGAAGUAUCAAAAAAAAAAAUGGACGAUUUAGACCACAGCAUGCACAUCGCAGAGUUCGACUGGAGCAGCUUUUACGAUGAAAGUGAAGAGUGCGUUUCGCUGCAGCCGGCGCUCGCCUGCCCCGACGACCUCAGCGAUUCAGACGACUCUCUGAACUCCAGUUCCGUCUCCGGCAGCAGCCAGCAGGACACGCAGCAGAACGCUGAGGUGGACAGUGAUGUAACAGAGAGCAACUCUGCAGGAUGUAACUGCAUAGAGUCCUUGCUGAAGCUGGAUGAGAGCGGUGCACAAGUGACAGGUGUCUGUCCAGUGGAGUGUCCAGCAGGAAAUACCCUUGGCACAAAGGAGGCCCAUUGGAAGAAUGUAGAGGAAGUCACAGAGGAGAGAAGUGACAACACGAACACACUGCAACCUGACACAUUAUGUGCCGAGUGUUCAGAAGCUUCCAUAACCCGUGACAAUGUGCAACUAGAAAAUGCCAAAUAUGAGCCAAAUCCACUAAAUGUCAAGGAGCCACACACAACAGAGGGAGCUGUGAGUGACAGUGGAAGUCAUGUCCCUGCAAGAGCAGAGAAGGAGCGCUGGUUUGUGACAGUGGAUUACACUCCUGUGCGGCCGCGGGCACGAGCCCCCACCGUGAAAAAAAAACGCAGGCAAAAAAAAACUUGUAAAAUCAGUCACACUCGCUGCCACAGGCAAGAAAAGUCCCCAGAAUUAGAAGAAGAAGAAGAAGAAACUGCAGGAGGGAGAGACGCAGAGUCAAAUCGAGAUUUGAGUCGCACCUCAGGAUGGGGUCAGAGUGCCGACACAAAUCCUGAGAAGGAUUCAUGUGAGGAAGACACUGUGUCGGAAAACUCGGUUCAUUUCUCUAAAGAAAACUUUUUUGAGGCACCGGCGGACAAAAAUAUACCCAAACCGGGCCGAUCGGCAUCCACUACAACAUCACACGACACAUCUACAUCCAAAGCCCUCUCUCGGGCGGAGAGUGCUGAGUCAGACGAGUUCUCGUCCAUUCACAGUUAUGACUCUGAAAGCUAUUUGACUGCUGCUGAGUCAGCAGAGGAAGCUCAGCAUCUUCUCACAGGAGAAAGUCUUCAACCUGUGGAUGUGAUGCAACUGCAGAGCUCCGUGUCUCUGCCGAGUGAGAGACAAAUGCACUCUUUUCACAGCGAUCUCUCCCACAAUGUGGCAGCUGUCAACCGUGACAGUAAUGAAUGCACAGUGGACGCUCGUCGUGCCCUGACAUUUCCAUCUGCCGGACAAAGAGCCAACGAAAUGCCAGACGACAACUCCACGUGUGACAUCAACACACACGGUGUGGGGCCCCGUGUGCGGUCAGACGCACCGGGGGUCCAAAAACACGAUAUUAAUCCCGUACCAUGUGGUAGCUCCUCGGGGGAUCAGCUCAGUCCUGUUCCUGAUUUAAUUGUAACACCGUGUCCUGUGGCCGACAGCCCCGAAACAUACGCUGAAGCCGCGGGCCGCGCUCGGCCCGUGUUUGCCAUUUCUGCCUUUUGGAACGAAAUGGAAAAAGUGACCAUAAAUGACAUUUUACAGCUGAGGAUGAGCAGAGACACGCCUCCCAGAGGAACAGACCCAACCGUGACAGAAAACGUUGACGAGAUAAGACACAGUCCUCUGGUUGACCGCGGCCUCGUGGAACUGUCCGACACGGCCGAUUCCGACUAUUUCACACAGCCUGACGAGUCGAAGCCAGAGCGCUUUUCCACCUCUGACUUUGAGGAGGAGGAGGAGGAGGACUGGCAGUUUGUUGGCACCAGUGGGAACUCCACUCCCGACCCUCUGGGCAAAAGCCAAGAAAGAACCAGCGACUCUUCCCUGUUAUCUUACGAAGAGGAGGACGAGUCCACGAGCUCUGAAGGAACGCAGACGCCCGUGCCUUUGGAGAACUUUGCAUGUUUUGAGGGUCAGGGUCUUGCUUGGCCGGGGCAGAUGACAAAAAGCAAAAGUAUGCACAACGUACAAGCGCUCAUCAAAGAGGAUGUGACUGACACCUUUGGUAACGAUGAGAGCACGGUCCUGAGAGACAAGAACUGCCCGGAAACAUUAGCACCAGCGCUGUUCCUCUCCAGAUAUGACACUGAUGUACUGGACGAACAUUUCCCAGAAGUGUUUGAAUACUUUUUCACAGAAGAUAAAACAAAUAAUAACGAGUCUGGGUGUAUCACCGUUUAUAAUCCAGAUGAACUCUCCGUAGCUCCCGUCUUUGAUUACAGUCUCUGUCCACUGAGGGAUGACGUUCCUCCACUCUCUUUCCUCCUCGAUUCUCUCUGUAGUGACGGCAAACCCAUCCCCAUCUUCUCCUGCUGUCCUCCGACCAUCAGAGAAAUCACGCUCCCAAAACCGGACUAUGUUUUCCUGAGGACAGAGGAGGAGGGGGUGGUGGCAGACGACUUCUCUCCAAUCAGAGUCGUGUCUUGCUCUUUCGUCCAGGCCGAUCAGUGCGGGACACGUGCAGCAGCUGCAGGUGGAUCUUACAGCUGGAAAACCGCUUUGAACAUGAGGGAGAUCGGCCUCCGUGGCAGGGGAAGCAUCUGGGGGAGAACGUCUGGCACCUGGAUGUUUCCACCAGACAGUGAAAAGCUAGAGGGAAAAGUCUUGGCCUUGACGGUGCAGCCGAGCAUACUGGAAACUAAAAAGACAGCAAGACAAGAAGGCAUCUUCUCGACACUGAAGCAGUCAGACAUGUGUUUGGUCUGCAUUGCCUUUGCCUCCUGGGUCCUGAGAUCUUCCGACCCAGAGAACGCCGACACCUGGAAAGCAGCUCUGCUGGCAAACGUGAGCGCGCUGUCGGCAAUCCAGUAUCUGCGACACUAUGUGAAGAGGAGACCUCGUCAAGACGAUCCCUGACAUUUUACUGCACGCGACAAGAGAAGCCAUUCCCAAAGCUGUUUCACCUGGGUCCAUCUAUGCACUGUAUGUACAGAAUAUAUACAUAUUAUAUAUAUACUCUUAGCUUCUGAGUUACAAUAAAACCAUGUUCAGGGAGAAGUUACUGAUUUUUCCAGCCUUAGACUAGCUGGAUAGUCUUUUUAAGUCAUAUGCAAGAAUUUUAAAUCCCAAUGAUGCCUUUGUUAAGUAUAAAUGAAGAAAUCAUCUACGGUAAUAAAUGCAGUAGACGUAUUGCAGGUGAUUAAACUGUGUUUUUGUGGGACUUAACUCUGACUUUGGUUAAACCGAUGUUCAGAGGACCAUUACAUCUGCAAA